UCUUUUAAGAACAGUGUUAUAGUUAGCCAUAGAGCUUAACACCGGAGGGAGUUAUUCGCGGACUUGAAAGACUUCUGGAAAUUGUGGAAGUGACUGGGGUAGAUAAAGCUACUUGUUGUUAGUUUGUGGCUUUCUCCUGUCAUUUAGUGUGUGUGAGUGUGUGGAAGAAAACUAAAACGACCUGGUUACCAGGAGGUUCCUGUCUUCCUGAAAACAAAGAUGUGGGAUGUUCAGGUGGUUUGCUUCCUGUUUCUCAUCACUUUUGUUGCAUCUCAAGAAACAACUGAGGCCCCUGUAGUUGAAUCAACAUCACCAGCUCCAGCUAAUAAUGCAACAUACACUAUUGUUGCUCCAGCAAAGCUCAGACCCAAUCUUGAGUAUCAUGUCAGUGUAUCAGUUCAUGAUGUCAAAUCUCCAGUGGAAGUGACAGUAGCUGUGGCUGGACCAGCUGAUAAUGGAAACUUCAAUACAGUGAACAGCGUUGUCACUUUAAAUUCACGUGAAACACAGAUUUUAAAUUUUCAGAUUGGGGAAUGGGGACCUGGAAAGUACAACUUGACAGUAUCUGGAACAGGAGGGCUUACUUUUCGUAAUGAAACAGCUUUGGAAUAUGAACAUAAAAGCUAUUCCGUGUUUAUCCAAACUGAUAAAGCCAUCUACAAACCCAAUGAGCUAGUCCAGUACAGAGUGAUAGUUGUCAAUCCUUUCCUGAUUCCUAGUGUGACGGGUGCUAUAGAUAUUCAUAUCACGGAUGGCAAAGGAAAUCUAAUCAAACAAUGGCAGAGAGUCUUUACAUCAAAAGGUAUUGUGUCUUUGGACUUCCAAUUAGCGGAUCAACCUGUUCUGGGAGAUUGGCAUAUUGUUGUGAAUGUCUUGGGCCAGAGCUUUAACAAAUCUUUUACAGUUGCUGAGUAUGUUCUUCCUACUUUUGAAGUGAAGGUUGAUCUUCCUCCAUAUGCCACUUACAACAAGUCUUCUAUUGUUGCCACUAUUAGAGCCAUAUAUACGUAUGGUAAACCUGUGAAAGGAGACCUUACUCUUACAGUUGCUCCACGCACCAGAUACAACAGUUUGUCUGUUAGGCCUUACGAAUCUAUUCAGAGAAAAGUCGAGAUUGAUGGAACUGUAGACAUUCCUUUGACUUUACAAAGAGAUUUAAAGUUGCGGAAAGACUUGUUUAGAAGAGAGAUAGAAUUCUUUGCUCUUGUGGAAGAUGGGCUAACCAGCAGGAAAUACAACACCACUAACACUUUAUGGAUUUAUGAUAAUGAAGUUAAAGUUCAAUUAAUCAAAACAUCUGAAACCUUUAAGCCUGGUCUGAAAUACACAUGUUUUCUAAAAGUUGCCUACCAAGAUGAUACUCCAGUGGAUGACAGAGAAAAUCAGCUGAAGCUGAGAUAUGGAUACUCUUAUAACGAAAGUGCCUGGAAAACGUCAUUGUACUGGGUACCCAAGAAUGGUCUAGUUAAACUUGAAUUUUAUCCUCCUAAUGAGGAUGAUAUCUAUGUUUUAGGGAUGCAGGCUGAAUUUCGAGGACAGAUUCACUACAUUGAUGGUGUUGAAGCAGCACGCUCUCCCAGUAGAAACUUCAUACAAGUUACUAUGCAAACACCUGUUCCAGUAGUUGCCCAGAAUGUUGAGUUUGAAGUGAAUGCAACAGAACCUUUCUCUCAGCUAGUUUAUCAGGUUAUGGGAAGAGGAGAUAUUGUGUUUGCUCAAACAGUAAAAGUUCCAGAAGUGACUGUGCACAAGUUUAGUUUCUUGCUCACUCAUCGUAUGGCUCCAAAGGCCCGAGUAGUAGUAUAUUACGUUCGUAAAGAAAACAAAGAAGUAGUAGCCGAUGCUGUCAACUUUGAAGUGGAUGGUGUUUUUAGAACAGGGGUUAUCCUCAGUACAGAUGUACAAACAACAAAGCCUGGUGGCAGGGUAGCAGUGCAAGUCCAAACUAAGCCUAAUGCAUAUGUUGGAGUGUUAGGUAUUGACCAAAGUAUUCUGUUAUUGAAAUCUGGAAAUGACAUAACACAACAAGAUGUUACAGAAGAACUUGGCACUUACGAUGCUGGCAAGGAAAACAUAUUUUGGCCUCCAUGGUACAAGCGACGGAGGAAGCGCUCCCUUUGGUGGCCAGGUUCUAUUUCUGCAUCACAGAUAUUUAGUGAUUCUGGGGUUGUGAUUCUUACCAAUGGCCUUGUGUACAAGUAUGAAGAAUUGACACAGCCUCGGGGUGUUAUUGUCAUCGAUGAAAACCCAUUAGAUUAUGCUCUACAGCCACCUUCUCAGCUGCCAGAGACAACUCCUAAAGGUCCACGGUAUAUUGUACUGCGAAAAGAGUUUCCCGAAACUUGGUUGUGGAUCAACUCAACUGCAGGCAAUGAUGGAAAAGCUGUAGUAUCAAGUGAAGUUCCUGACACCAUCACAUCUUGGAUUGUUAGUGCUUUUGCCAUGGAUUCUAUUACAGGGUUGGGCAUAUCGCCAAGCACAACUAAGGUGACUGUUUUCCGCCCAUUCUUCAUUAAGUUGAGCCUUCCCUAUGCUAUAUUGAGGGGAGAAUCUGUUGCUAUUCAGGCUGUAAUUUUUAAUUACAAUGAUAAUGCUAUAAAGGCUGAAGUAACAAUGGAGAAUCGGAAUGGUGACUUUGAGUUCACAGAUAUAGAAAAUGAAGUAGCUCCUGUACAAGGCUUACAGAACAGGAAAUCAAAAAUAAUUUCUAUUCCUAAACAAGAUGGAACCCCAGUGUCAUUUAUAAUAACUCCUCGUCGUCUUGGUUACAUUGAUAUCCGAAUGUCUGCAACUUCACAAUUUGCUGGAGAUUCUGUUCUGAAAAGGUUAUUGGUUAAGCCUGAAGGUUCAACACAGUACUUCAAUAAAGCAGUUCUAGUGGACUUAAGAAAUCCAGGUACUCCACCAAUCAAGAAAAACAUUUCUGUUCCUAUUCCUCGUAAUUCUGUACCUGGCUCUGAGAGAAUCACAGUUUCUGGGAUUGGGGACUUGAUGGGGCCACAUGUGAAUAACUUGGAAGAACUGUUACAUAUGCCUUUUGGUUGUGGAGAACAGAACAUGUUGAAAUUUGUUCCAAAUAUUGUUGUAAUAGAAUACUUGACUCGUGCUGGACGACUCACAUCAGCGGUGGAACGUAAAGCCAAGGAGUACAUGGAAAGUGGUUAUCAACGAGAACUAACUUACAAACAUGAUGAUGGUUCAUUUAGUGCAUUUGGUAACAAUGACAAAAGUGGAAGUACCUGGUUAACAGCUUUUGUGGUCAAGUCCUUCCACCAGGCUGUACCCUAUAUAGAUAUUGAUCCUGCUGUAAUUGAAAAGUCAUUAAAGUGGCUAUCACAACAGCAGCUUAGUGAUGGCUCUUUUAAUGAACCCGGGGAAGUCCACUACAAACGAAUGCAGGGUGGAGCUGGGACUGGAAUACCUCUGACAGCAUAUGUUCUCAUAGCAUUCUUAGAAAACCAGGCACAGCAAACUUACUCGGAUGUCAUAAAAUUGGCAGAACAUUAUCUCGUUCAGCAGCUGCCAACAUUAACAGAUCCUUAUUCCAUAGCCCUCGUCAGUUAUGCUCUUCAACUUUCUGAUAACACCAACAAGGAUGGAGCAUUCCAAAAGUUGCUAAAUCUUGCAAAGAAAGAAGGAGACAUCUUGUAUUGGAAAGGAUCAGAACCAUUAAUCAACAUAACCGACAAAAGAUCUGACCACUUCUUCCUGCCAGACUCCAAGGACAUCGAGAUGACAGCAUAUGCACUUCUCACUCACACUUUACGUGCUGAAAUUGGGAAUGCUAUUUCUAUCAUGAGGUGGCUGGUAUCCCAGCAGAAUGAAAAUGGUGGAUUCUCAUCUACCCAGGACACAGUUAUUGGGAUCCAAGCUCUUGGCGAACUUGCCACACGUAUUGUGACAGCAACUAUAUCUGUAGAUGUUACAUUAAAAUAUGGAGAUGAAGUUCCAAAAACCAUGAAAAUUUCUAGUGACAAUGCAGUUAUCCUACAGAGUGUUGAGCUGCCUAAAACAACUCGUUAUGUUGAACUAGAAGCCUCUGGUUAUGGUAUUGCACUUGUUCAGGUAUCUUGGGCCUUCAAUCUGGCUGUAUCAGCCGAAUAUCCUCCAUUUUUCUUAAAUCCUCUCUUAGACAAGACAUCAACUCGAAGUUACCUACAGCUGAGUGUAUGUACACGGAAUAACGAAGACGAACCCAGUAACAUGGCAGUAAUGGAUGUACAGUUGCCAUCUGGUUAUCUAGCAGAUGUUGAUGCUCUUCCUAGCAUCCUCAAAAUUCCUAAAACAAAGCGUGUAGAGACUGCUGAUGGACAGACUAAAGUUGUAAUCUACUUUGAUAUGCUUGAUAAAGAAGAAAUUUGCCUGACAGUUCCAGCUCACAGAAACCACAAAGUUGCAUACCAGAAACCAGUUCCAGUUAAGGUUUAUGACUAUUACAAUCGAGUAAAAACUGCCCGAAUGUUCUAUUAUUCUCAUAAAGCUACACUUUGUGACAUUUGUGAUGAAAAUGAAUGUGGUGAUGGAUGUAAUGACAUCAGUGAGCCUGACAGUCAAACAAGACCUAGCAGUGGUGGGGGAUUCUUGUCUCCACAAGCUAAUGCAUUCAUUGUCCUUGUGGGAACAGUGCUGUCAAAGAAUCUGUAUGUAUUUUAGACUUCAACAUUAGUUCGAAUGUCAACAUCGUGAUGUCUUUUCCUAGUAGCAAGAGGUUUUAUACAAAUUAUGGUUACAACAGAAUUUCAAAUGGUAUAUCUUUAUAUCUCUACACAUUCAUUCAAGUAAACUUGGUUAAGUUACAACAGCAUGUAUUAAACAUGUUUUUAAUUUACAAAGUUCAGGCACCUUUUUGAGCUUUAGGUGAGUUACUACUUUACUUGUAAGCUAUGAUUUUUUUUUUACCUCAAGAUUGUUUAUGUAAUACAUUAUUUCUGAUUAUCUUAUCAUAUUAAGAAACCCUCAGGAUUUUUACCACAUUAUCGACUAGGGGAAAUAUCCCAGAUGUGCUGGCACAAAGUGUCGAUGGUUAAGUAUGUUUGUGGUACUCUUAAAAGUAACUUUGUAAAAGCUUUUUUUUAUGUUCACAUAAUUAACCAAUGAAGAUGCAAAUGCUUAGUCAAAUAUUGAGUAUCCAGUCUUAUUUUGUUUUGCCUAAGAAGUAAAUAUAUAUUUAAAAUUAACAUGCUAAAGAAAGAUUUACCAUAAAUUACAAACUGUGAAAACACCAUAAAAUAGCAAAUAUUCUAUUUCAAAUUAAAAUAUUUAAUUGUGUAUGUGUUUCUGUUUUAAAUAACUUAUUCAAACUGUACCUGAUGUCAUGCAGGUUUUUUUCCAUUACCAAUAGAACCUAACUAAACAUCAAAUUUAACGAGUAUAGUUUUUAAAAAUAAGUCACACAUUAAAAUAAAUUCUGAAGCACUUGUACUUGUGUUAUAUACCUAAAAUCUCAACUUGUUCUUAAAAUAAGGACAUGUAAUGUAAGAAUUGAUGUAAUAAAUUGCAUAAUAUUUUACAUUUGUUCGUAGUGGAGUGGUAUAAGAAACAUUAUUCUAGAUACUGUUGUCACUUCUCCCUAAUUUGUAUUUAUUUUUUCAUUUAUGUUAGACUUUGUAA
Limulus polyphemus (Atlantic horseshoe crab) is the source of this 5610-nucleotide messenger RNA. RefSeq names its product CD109 antigen-like. Gene Ontology annotation, molecular function: endopeptidase inhibitor activity. The record is from RefSeq and is a predicted model, not a curated record. Gene Ontology annotation, cellular component: extracellular region. Bases 220 to 4653 code for a protein of 1477 amino acids. NCBI's taxonomy places the organism in Eukaryota, Metazoa, Arthropoda, Merostomata, Xiphosura, Limulidae. The transcript is spliced from 35 exons.